CCAUCCGCACCCUCCACCCCCGGCCCAGUUUACCACUCAUAUCAACUACCUGGAUCUAUUUGUCCACUGCUCGAAUGAUAGGUAUCCAUACUUUGCUAAUACACAAAGGUCCACCAUAUUUCUUGAAAUCCCACUUCAAAGACGAGGUCCGUGGCGUUCAAUCAGCUUUCGCUCGGAGAAUGAGGCGAACCUGAGCUGCCACAGAAGGAGAAAGUCGCUAUUUGUAGCUCGCUGAAUGUUCAGCAAGUUGGAGUGUCUUUCAUGAGGGAACUUCCAUUGAAUUCCGUCAGCUUGAACAGGAAAAGGCGAUAAACAUCCGCAGUGCCGCCGAUUGUUGCGAGACAACAAGAGUAUACCUGCCCGCAUAAAGUCAACAAAGGAUGUUGUCUUGGCUAAGUGAGUGUCUAUGGGCAGACUGGAUUUGGUUCCCUGAGGGCUUUGGAUGGGCCGACCUCAACGACUCCAAAGAUGAUGUCGUCCUGCCUCAAGCUAGGGACCUGUGGGCUUUCAUCCCCAUUGCUCUCUGCUUCCUGGUCAUCAGGCAGAUAUUUGAACGGUGGGUAGCAAUUCCUCUGGCAUCUCUGCUGGGAGUGAGUGACAAGAGACGUGUUUGUCCUCCCCCGAAUUCCACGCUGGAGGCCUUUUUCUGCAACAUAUCUAAGCAUCCCACGCAGACCUCUUUAGAAAAGCUAAGCAAGCAGACAGACUGCUCAGUGCGCCAGGUUCAGCGAUGGUUCAGGCAGCGGAGGAACCAGGACCGACCCAGCAAGAUCAAAAAGUUUCAGGAAGCCAGCUGGAGAUUUACCUUUUACUUUAUUGCUUUCUUCGCUGGCCUGGCAACCGUUAUUGAUAAACCAUGGUUCUAUAAUAUGAAGAGGAUGUGGGAUAACUUCCCAAAAAUGCCAGUAUUACAGUCUCAAUACUGGUACUACAUGACUGAACUGGGCUUCUAUGUGUCCCUGCUUGUGAGUGUAGCAUCAGAUGUCAAACGUAAGGAUUUUAAAGAGCAAAUAGUUCACCAUGUUGCCACCACUGUCCUCAUCGGGUUUUCCUGGCUGGUCAACUAUAUCAGGGGAGGGACCUUGAUCAUGUUAGUGCACGAUGCAGCCGACUAUCUUAUGGAGUCAGCCAAGAUGUUCAACUAUGCAGGUUGGAAGAGGACCUGCAACUGCAUCUUUACAGUCUUUGCUGUUGUUUUCAUCAUCUCCCGCCUCAUUAUUUUCCCUUUCUGCAUCUUACACGCCACGUUGGUGUAUCCCAUGACACUCUACAAGCCCUUUUUUGGCUUCUACUUCUUCAACGGGCUGCUGUUGGUGCUGCUGGCUCUGCACGUCUUCUGGGCGGUGCUCAUCGUCCGCAUGGUCAUCAAGUUCCUCCCCGGCAACGACAUCGUUGAGGACGAGCGCAGCGACAAAGAGGAGACCGAGUCCGACGACGACGAAGACGAUGAAGACGGCAGCAGCGAGCGCAAUGGAACGAUGAAAAACGGCCGCGUGCGGAACGGUCACACUCCCCUCAACAACAACCGCAGAAAAACGGACUGAGCGGACUGUGAGAGCAGCUGGGCCAGGUGGAAAGCCUUCAUGUGGCACCUGGAAGGCAAAGAGCGGGAAGGUGGCGUGAAGAGAGGCAACACACACACACACACACACACACACUUGAUAAUACAAUAUCCAAAUUGAACAAUGAAACAUAUCAUGAUUAAGUGCCUUUGGUACUGAAAUGUCUUUUCUCUUCACCCAAUCACACGUAGUUGUUGCCACACUGCUUGUAGCUUUUUCUCGUCACUGGGAGCUGCUGAGGUUUGGACAGACAUUCCUUAAGUCUGAUGACACUCUGCCCUUUAAUAUUGAUGGCUGCUUGUGACUAAUUACUCUAAAACCAGUGUACAAGGAAGGUACACCGUCUUAGUAUGGACCAUCGCUUGCGCAGCAGAAUGCUAAAUAAGACAUUUUAACAGUUUGUGACUCGCCCCCAAGGUCAAAACUGAAAUCAUUUGUUGUUACGGAUUUUUUUUUUGUUGCCUUUUUCCAUACCAAACACACGCACAGUCCAAAAUCAUUUUAACAUUCUCGCCUAUGCUUGACGUGUAUUUUUAGUUAAUGUGAUGUUUGCUUUCAGUCGACAUAAACUGUUGGGUGUAAACCCAAACUUACACACCAGGGGUGUGCAGCGUGUUAGUGUUAUUGGGAUAGAUUAUUAAAUACAGUGGAACCCGUUUAUGACGUCCCGCUGCACCGGGUUCUUAAUAAACAUUCAACGUCGACAUACGUAGUCGACCGCCAUACAAUUGAGCAUGAAAAAUGUUGUCAAUCACAUUGCAGCCUUGAUUUGCGUCAUUAAUUUGUUCCAGAAGGUCUGACUCUAACCGAAACGGACGCUAACCGAACCAAUAUUUUCCAUAAGAAAUUAUGCAAGUCCAACGAAUCCGUUCCGGAAAGCCAAAAAUGUUAACACAGAAGACGUUUGUAUAGUUUUACAAUCACAGUAAUCCCUGUGAUUUGCCACGUUUUUUUCAGGAUUUAAUUAAUGAUCGCUGUUUUGUGGUGGACUACGGCCUAUUAUUUGUCCAAAAAAAUGCAUAUUUAAGCAAAUCUGAUGUAUUCUUGGCCUAAAUAAAGCAUUUUCAAGCGUAAAAAUUGCUAAAUGAAGGAAAAUACAAGCCCUUGGUACACUGUAAAAUACAGGAAGUUGUUCAGUAUCCAAUCCGGCACUGAUUGGCCAGAUCCACCCCCAUGUUGUCACACAGCGGAAAGUAUCUUUGCUCUUGUGAGUGACUGAUUUCGGAGAACUUUUAUGUAAACUCCAUGAUAGCUUCUAAACAUGCUGCCUUUUCUUCAUUCUUGUUUAUGCCUAAUUUCUGCCAUUUUCCAUCAUAAUACUGAACAGUAUUAUGCUUAUUAUAUUUGGUUCUAUGAGUGUAAAGGUGAUCUCGGGGUGUUAUUUCAUGUCCACAGGGCUCUAAUAAUGCUAAAAAAUGUAUUUACAAGUUUUUGAACAGGAUUUUUUAUGCUCUAAAUACAAAGGUAUUGCAUUUAUUAACAUUGAUUCAUAUAUCACGGUCGGGCUUGGAACCAAUUAACAGUGAUAAACGAGGGAUUACUGUAUAGUUUUACAUCCAUCCAUUUUCUAUGCCGCUUGUCCUCACUAGGGGUCGCGGGUUAACUAGGGUCUUAUAGUUUUAUAUGCAGGAAACAAUUCCAAAUGCAUAUAAAUGAUGAAUGAAAGGGAUAAAUGAGCAUAUAAGGUUACUUUUACCUUCACUGAAGACGUGAUUCUUCAUGUGAGUGUUCCCAAAAACACGAUGCGGCAGCGAGACGCAACACGGACACCACCUUACUGUUUUUCCACGAGUUAUUUCUUGAAUGCAACAGUGUUUCUCACCUCAAGUCUCUGCUUUUCUUUUAAUCACGGCUGCAAAAUGACCCAAAGUGGAGCCACAGAAAGUUUCAAGUGCCGGCAUUUUGAUCAAGAAGGUGAGAAACACGAUUGAAUUCACAAAAUAACUCAUGGCAAAACAUGAAGAUGGUGUCCGUGUGGCUCCGACUUACCCUUCUCCCUCACCGCUCAUCGCCAUUUUCGCCAAGAAGAGUCUUCAUUAAAGGUAAACGUGAGGUGAAAAGUUCAUUUAUCCAUUUCAUUCCUCAUGUGUAUGUAUUUAGCAUUGUUUUCCGCAUGUAAAUUUGUAAUUAUUCUUCAUAUAAGGUGUUAACAGUUUUGGUUUUCUGGAACGGAUGUAUUAGAUUUACAUUAUUUCCUUUGGCAAUUUGAACAACGGAAACCGAGGUACCACUGUUUGUCAACUUCCUCGUUAUCGCUAAUCAGCGUGAAACGACAACGGUAAUACCACUGCCGUCUUGUUACAGCGUGAAAACGUGCACACGGUGACUUCCUGUUGAGUUUAAAUUAAGAUUCAACAUAAAAGCAUGGUAGUUUUCCCUGCAUUCUACCACCAAAACUAACAAAAUCCAGUCUUUUUUUUGUUUGUUUGUUUAAAGAUAGUUGCAGGAAAUGGCUAGUUUUGGUUAUUUUGACGUCAGCAGUCCAGGGGGUGUCGACGCAAACAGUCCCACGGUACGACACUAAUAAUUAGCCGUCACCUACAGUGUAACACAGAAGCUAUGAUAUGAUGAUUUGGUCAGGUAGCUUAAUAUAUUUAAUGCAUAUAUAGAAUGUGCUAAAUGUAUCACAGUGAACCCCACAUUCAAAUUUCCUGUAUGGUCGAAAAUGGACACCCUUAUGCAGUGGAACCUCAGUUAGCGUCCGCCCCGGUUUUGUGUUUUUCAGUUAACGGCAACAUUUUGCCUCGGUUUAAGUACAUUUUGCAGUUAGUGUACAAUACGGCGCGCGUCUUGUCGUGUUAUUAAUACGCUGCGUGAGUCCGACUGUGUUCUUAAUGUGUUUGUAUCACGAAACGUCCUUGGCUUCUAACAAAGAAGCUAGCUUGUUAAAUGCAAAAUGGCACCCGGGACGGGAAGUCUGCUACGUAGCCCGUCUAUGACAUCAUCAGGGGUUGACUCAAAAAUGUUAACACAAAACACCUUCUAAAUGCGUAUAAAUAACGUAUAAAUAAAAGGGAUAAAUGAAGAUUUAAGCUUACCUUUACUUUCAUUGAAGAUGUGAUUGGUCCCAAAGUCUCGAUGUAGCAGCGAGACACUACACUGACACCAUCUUCCUGUUUUUCAGUUCACUUCAAUGGUGUUUUUCACCUUCUCUAGUAAAAUGCUAGCACUUGAAACCGUCUGUGGCUCCAUUUUGGAUUAUUAAGGUGAGAAACACUAUUGAAUUCAAGAAAAAACUCAUGGCAAAACAGUAAAGUGGUGUCUGUGUUGUGUCUCGCUGCCACAUCGUGUCUUUGGGAACACUCGCAUCAAGAAUCACGUCUUCAAUGAAGGCAAAAAUGUUAAUUUAAUCCUUUUAUUCAUCAUUUAUAUACAUUUGGAAUUGUUUACCGCAUGUAAAACUAGAAUCUUAAAGCUAAAAAAACGUGUUUUGUGUUAACAUUAUUGGCUUUCUGGAACGGAUUCAUUGGAUUUACAUGAUUUCUAAUGGCCAAAAUUGAUUCACUUAGUGUCGGACCUUGGAACGAACUAAUAACGCUAACCAAGGUUCCGCUGUGUUCCUAAGUUCUUCGUGGGAUGUAUUCAGAAACAUUUCAGUGUUCUCUUCAACCAAAGAUGCACUUUAUGGCUGCCUGGACGGAUCUAUUGAAAGAUAGUCAGACCAUAUUCAGUGUUACAUUCGAAUCCCAGUCUAACUGACUCAGGUUUGCGUCCUGAUUUGUUUUUAAGGUGUGCGUUACUGUCCACCAAAGAUUGGCUGUCAGUAGUGUUUUGUGUCAAAAUUUGUUGAUUCAUUCAUUAACAAGAACAUCAGCAGAGUAUGGUUGACAAGUGCCUUUAUCAUUUGGACUGCUGUUUGCCACUAGAUGCCAACAAAUAAUGCACUCUGGGCCUCCCUACUCACCUUUUCCUUUGAGUUUUGUCCUCGUAGAAAAGUGUAUUCAGGCUAUGGCAACACUGAUGCGGAUAUUAUUAAAAGAAAAAAAAAUGUCUGUUCACAUAAAAACACAUUCACUGGCAAGUCAUUGACAUUUUGGCCAAUUGGAAGCCUGAAGAAGCUACAAUGUACAUUGUCUUUACAUCAGAAAUGUUUUCUUUAACUGCCUGUACGUGUUAUAAGGCGUACGCACACGCAAAAUGAAACCAACACCCAUAAGUCAAUACCUUCAUGUUCUGUUGGGAAAAAAGCUUUAAAAAUAUGAGAUUACUAUGGAAGCCCGUUUCCGCAACUGAAAGAAAAUAAAUGGUAAGUCAUUAUGAGAUAAAAAAUUGAAAUUAUCAAAUAAGAAAAUUGAAAUUAUAGAUUAAAAGGUCCAAAUUAUGACAUAAAAAGGUGAAAUUAUGAGAUAAAAAAUUGAAAUUAUGAAGAAAAGGUAGAAAUUAUGAGAUAAAAAGUCAAAGUUAUGAGUUAAAAAGUCAAAAUUAUGAGAUAAAAAAUUUUAAUUAUAAAAUAGGAAAUUGAGAAUGAUGAGAUAAAAAGUCAAAAUGACGAGUCAUAACUAUGAGAAGUCAAAAUUAGGAGAUUAUGAGAUAAAAAGUCAGAAUUAUGAGAUAAAAUGUUGAAAUUACAAGAUGAGGUCAUAAUUAUGAGAAGUUGAAACUUUGAGAAAGUCAUAAUUAUGAGAUAAAAAGUCAAAAUUACAAGAAUAAGUAGUAAUUAUGAGAUGAGAUGAAAAGUUAAAAUUUCGAGAGAAUUAUGUGAAGUCAAAAUUAGGAGAUAAAAAGUCAGAAUUAUAGGAGAGUCAUGAGAUAAAAAGUCAUAAUUAUGAGAUAAAAUGUUGAAAUUAUGAGAUAAGAAAUCUGAAUUAUGAGAUGGGAAAGUCAUAAUUAUGACAUAAAAAGUUGAAAUUGAGAGAUUAAAAAAAUCGAAAUUAUGAGGUAAAUCAAAAUUGCAAGAUAAAAAGUAGAAAUUACGAGAGUCAGAAUUAUGAGAUUUCAAAAUUCUGAGAUAAAAAGUAGAAAUUAUGAAACAAAAAGUCGGGAUUAUGAGAUAAAUAAUCAAAAUUACGAUGUCAAUCAAAAUUAUGAGAUUUAAAAAUCCAAAUUCUGAGAUAUAAACUGCGCAUGUGCCGAGUGCCAUGUGACAAAGGCUCCAGUGAAGAAGGCGGCACACGUGCAGUUUGUACCUCAUGAUUAUGACUUACCAUUGGGAUAUUUUUAUUCUUUCAGUGGCGGAAACGGGCUUCCAUCGAUUAUGUCCCACAUUUCUGAGGACACAAACCAAAAAAUGUCACUUUUAUAGUCCACAGGGAGUUGGAGCAAGACUUACUCAAAAGCUCCGUUUUUAAGGACAAAAAAACUUGGUUGAGUGUGGACGAGAGGCCAUAAUGCAUAGAAAUGUAUGCCUGUUUAAAAUGUGCGUAUUUGUGUGGGUUUGGCCUUAGUGUGCGUCUUGUGUUGCUGAGAUGUAAUAUACUGAUGAUGAAAAUAUUUGUCCAUGCUUUAUUGGAAGUAAAGUCUGUAAGAUUUCAGCCAUUAUUAAUGUCAAGCUUGAAGGCAAAAAUAAAGUGGACUCACCCUAAA
This is a messenger RNA of Dunckerocampus dactyliophorus (ringed pipefish), 7085 nucleotides long. Its product is annotated as ceramide synthase 2-like. Gene Ontology annotation, cellular component: membrane. The transcript is spliced from 11 exons. Bases 381 to 1544 code for a protein of 387 amino acids. Lineage: Eukaryota; Metazoa; Chordata; Actinopteri; Syngnathiformes; Syngnathidae. The record is from RefSeq and is a predicted model, not a curated record. Gene Ontology annotation, molecular function: sphingosine N-acyltransferase activity; DNA binding. Gene Ontology annotation, biological process: ceramide biosynthetic process.